Acromyrmex echinatior (Panamanian leafcutter ant) is the source of this 1626-nucleotide messenger RNA. RefSeq names its product IQ motif and ubiquitin-like domain-containing protein. Gene Ontology annotation, biological process: flagellated sperm motility; cilium assembly. NCBI's taxonomy places the organism in Eukaryota, Metazoa, Arthropoda, Insecta, Hymenoptera, Formicidae. The record is from RefSeq and is a predicted model, not a curated record. Gene Ontology annotation, cellular component: motile cilium; acrosomal vesicle.
AUGGCGAUCGUUGAGAGAAUACAAGAUUAUGGCUCAAGGACAAAGCCAUUUCUUGGAGGAUGGAGGAAUAUCGUUACCGGCUUGAUCUAUCACAAUGCUUGCACGCAAACACGCAGCGACGACGGAACGAAAAGUAGGAUCACACAGACCAUUGCGGUCGUGGACACGGUCACUGACGUCGUCCACGAUCAGGCGGUGCAGGUGGAGGCGAUGCAAUUUUUGCCCGAUGCACGUGACAGAAUUAUAGUACCUGGAAUUUUUUCCUUUAGAACACCGGCAUCGAUCGAAGAGAUCAAAUCAUUAUCUUGUCAGGAUAAUAGUAGAAUUCUUAAUAAUAUUAUUAAAAUACAGAGAUGUUAUAGGGCUUAUCGAGCUAGAGUGGCGGCCAGAGCGAACAUUUUCCAAGUGGCUGAUGUUUCUCGAUGUGAUGAGGCGAACGUGAUCGAGCAUGCAGAAUGUUCUCAGAUGUUGUCCACCUACAGUGGCACGGAUUUCGUGAUACUAAAUCGCUGUCCGCCACGUACGAGUUCGGACUUUGAGUCGCUCUACAAUCUCCUAGACCGUUGGCGAAUCCUUGAGACCGAGCGAGCGAGUCUCACGCUUCUUGGAUCAUCGAAGAUCGCAGCCUGUGGCCUAAUCUUGUCAAAAGAAGUCGAGUUGUUGCGCGCUAUAGACUCCAUGAAGACCAUUGUUCGUCUCAAGAGUAGAGAACAAAAACGAUAUAGAUUCCUAGAUGAAUUAUCCAGAUCGAUUACCUGGCAGGACAGUCGCGGUCGGCCGAUUCUGGUAGACACUUUGCGUGUUCAACGAGCCCGCCAACACAGGAACGUUUAUACCUUGCUAGCCAACGAAAAUUUGUCUAUCCCAGAACGGGUCGAUUUAUUACACGACGUAAAACAGAUCGCUGACAUGCACACGUGCAGCCAAUCGCAUGAGCUCGUUUAUUUAGUUAACCAAGAGUUAGACCUUUUAACGUGUCACGUGAAUACAAGCAGACUUAAUUGGCUCAGGAAUCGACUGAAGCUGAGCUUUCUUAAGCUGGCACGCAAUACUCUGCAAGGCGAUAUCGAGGAAGACAUACAUUUGUUCGACUGGUCGAAUACCAACAUCACACGACUGUGUAGAACCUGUGGCAAGCUCUUAUCCUUAGAGAAGUUUCCUCGUGAAAGGCGACUGCGCUCUUCUUCUUGUGUCUACUGUACGUCUAUCCAAAUUCGGAAAGGCCCUCGCAUCGUGUAUGAGCCAUACGAGAGAAUGUUAUGGGAAGUCAGACGUUUCGAAGCCAAGAUGGGUUGUUAUGGCAGUUUAGCUUUUGUGAUCGGAGUCAAGGUCAUCUGUCGUUUGGUGAACAAAGUCUGGCAUGGUAGAUCAGGUAUUUCCGAGUGCGACGACCUCGACGAGCUAAGAUUGACUCGCUUCCGACGUGAGCUUGAAUGGGCGCCCUGGAAUUCCUUAUUACUGACGAAAACCGAGGUAGCAAUUCAUCACGGAAUCAUUCAUAUUGAGAGCUUCUACGACUCGUCACUCCUGCAGAAAUUUUGCAUAAAGAAUCUUCAAGCAAAAGUACAUUUCGAAUCGAUCGCUCAUGCGCGGAGAAAUAUCGUGACACCGACGGAAGAUCAAUAA